Messenger RNA from Ctenocephalides felis (cat flea), 3008 nucleotides. Its product is annotated as ecotropic viral integration site 5 ortholog-like. NCBI's taxonomy places the organism in Eukaryota, Metazoa, Arthropoda, Insecta, Siphonaptera, Pulicidae. The record is from RefSeq and is a predicted model, not a curated record. The coding region runs from base 1 to 2970 and encodes 989 amino acids. The transcript has 17 exons.
AUGGGCGUUGUUUUUCCUUCUUAUCUUGUCGGCGUUACUAAUAGCAAAAUUAUACAGAAACAGCUGAUAGAUGUCGAAAACUCUUAUCUAACGAGAGUAUUGGGUUACGCCAAAAUCAGAUGGGUUUUGGUGGUGAUAGAUAGGAAGAUAGGUCGCGAAAAAGAUUAUAACCAGCGCCCGAGGGUAAAGCAGCGAGAGUUAGGGGUCGUUCUAUGGGAGGGUCGCGGCUUUUCGCGACGGGCCCCACCGUUAUCAGGAGCGAUGAAGGACAACAACAAUUGCCCAUUGGCCGUAGAGAAUAAUAACAGUUCAUUGCCUACCGGCGAACUGGCCCUGUUAGCAAAGCUGGAGGAGGCAAAUCGCCUCAUUGAAUCUGAUGCAAAAAGUUUAAAUUCAUUGUCAGGAAAUUCAGCAUCUGGACAUUCCAGGAAGAGUUCUGAUACAUCACAGAUAUCAUUAACUAGUGGAGCGAGUUCGGGCCACGACCGCGUGGAUUGCGCCGGUUCGGAGAAUGGCGGAGCGGGUUCCGGUCCGGGAUCCGCUCCGGGAUCUGGUGAAGAAGACCAAUGGUCUCUCUGGUCCAGGAUAGUAGCUGAUUGGGACGCGUACAACGCCGCAACUGGCAAACGAAAAACCUCCCUUGUACCCGUAGGAAGUGGAUCAGGUGGAGAUAGGAAUCAGCCUUGCAUAAAGGAACUGGUUAGAAAAGGAGUACCUCAUCAUUUCAGAGGUAUCGUUUGGCAGCUACUGUGUGGCGCACACGAUUCACCUGAUAAGAAGCAAUAUGCCGAAUAUAUUAAGGCAACGUCUGCUUGUGAGAAGGUAAUACGACGCGAUAUAGCUCGCACGUAUCCCGAACAUGAUUUUUUCAAAGAGAAAGAUGGUUUAGGACAAGAAAGCCUAUUUAACGUAAUGAAAGCGUAUUCUCUUCACGAUCGUGAAGUCGGAUAUUGCCAAGGAUCUGGUUUCAUAGUCGGCCUUUUACUCAUGCAAAUGCCAGAAGAAGAAGCAUUUGCUGUUCUGGUAAAAAUAAUGCAAGAGCACAGGAUGCGAGAUAUGUUCAAGCCAAGUAUGGCCGAACUUGGCUUAUGUAUGUUCCAAUUAGAAAGUUUGGUACAAGAUCAAAUUCCUGAACUUCAUGUACAUUUUCAGUCACAGGGCUUCCAUACAUCGAUGUAUGCAAGCAGUUGGUUCUUGACAUUAUUUACAACUGCACUUAGUUUACCAUUAGCAUGCCGAGUAAUGGAUGUAUUUCUAUCGGAAGGUAUGGAAAUUAUUUUCAAAGUGGCUCUUGCAAUGUUAGGACUUGCCAAAGCUGAUCUGCUGUGUUUAGAUAUGGAAGGCAUGCUUAAGUUUUUCCAAAAGGAAUUACCACCGCGUGCGGAAGCCGAUCCUGAAGGACUUAUGAAUAAUGCCUAUAAUAUAAAAAUUAAUUCGAAAAAGAUGAAGAAGCUUGAAAAAGAAUAUACCGUCAUCAAAACUAAAGAACAAGAAGAAAUGAUUGAGCUGAGAAGGCUCAGGAAUGAAAAUCGUCUUUUACGACAACGCAACGAGCUUUUAGAAGCCGAAAGCGCAGAAUUAGCCGAUAGGCUCGUUCGAGGACAAGUUAGCCGAGCUGAAGAAGAGGAAACAACUUACGUUGUUCAAAGGGAAUUGGCAGCUUUGAGGCAUACACACCUUUUAACCACACACCAAUUAGAAAAUGCUCAUGAAGAAAUACGAGCACUCAGUCUUAUGUUGCAGGAUCAAAAUAAUGCCGGAUCUUUAGAUUCUCAUACGUCUCGACAAUCGUCUUUGGAUGAACUGUCCAUGAAAGACGAAUCGUUAAAACAGAAAGAAGAAAUGGUGACUUGUUUACAGCAGGAGCUGGUCAAAGUGAGGCUACGCGAGGCCGAGAAUGACGCCUUGAUCCGCGACCUCAGAGCUAGGAUUAAUGAGCUUGAAGAGGAAAAGAAAAGUUUGCGAGAAACCACUCCUGAUAAUUCUGUAGCUCAUUUACAAGAAGAACUCAUUGCUGUUAAAUUGCGAGAAGCCGAAGCUAAUUUGUCUCUCAAAGAUUUGAGGCAAAGAGUUCAAGAAUUGGCUGCCCAGUGGCAGAGGCAUUUACAGGAGCACAAACAAGAAUCCAAUCCAGCUCCAGAUAGCACACCCAAGAAAUUACUUUUCUGGGAAAAUCGCGGAAACGAAACUCAAAAAUUAGAAGAAGAAUUGAUGACGACACGCAUUCGAGAAAUGGAGACGUUGACCGAGCUUAAAGAAUUGCGAUUAAAGGUAAUGGAAUUAGAAACUCAAGUACAAGUCUCUACAAAUCAAUUACGAAGGCAAGAUGAGGAAAAUAAGAAACUAAAGGAUGAAAUUGAAUCUGCCUUGACAAGGGAGAAGGAGCAGGCUGCUAAGAGCAAGGAACAGCAACAUAGAUAUACAGAUUUAGAAAGCAGGAUGAAAGAUGAGCAGAUGAUGGCAAAAAUACGUGAUGCCGAGCACGCCCAACACGUGGCGGAGCUGAUGCAAAAAAUUGGAGUUCUGCAAAUGAAGAAUGAAGAAAUGGUUGCAGAAGGCGAACUCCGUUGCAAUUUGGAUGACAGUGAUAAAGUUCGCGAGCUUCAAGAUAAAGUGGCCGAUCUCAAAGCCGAGGUCAUGAGGUUAGAGUCGUGGAAAGAGCAUUGGGUCGGAGGUUGUGUAACACCUCGGGUAAAUUCACUUCGCAGCCAAUCCUGGGAUAGUGAUACCAUGGAGGUAAAUGACAACCUCAAUGACGAAUUAAGACUUCAGAUGACUGGUUUAGACCACACAUCCAAUGCUUCAUCUGACAGCAUCUUCAAACCAGAAGAAGCUAAAAACCUUGAAAAUAAUUCCCAAAAUUUAUCAGAAGAAACUCCACAAAUCAUACCAGACACUAAGGAAAAUACCAAACUCACGCUCGAAGAGAACAAGCUUUUAGAUGUAAUAAAUGAACCAGAAAAAGUGUGAUGGAAACUCCAAAAAAGUGUAAUGAUACCAUUAUAUAU